Molecule: messenger RNA, 1971 nt
Organism: Equus caballus (horse)
Lineage: Eukaryota; Metazoa; Chordata; Mammalia; Perissodactyla; Equidae
Gene: SHISA5
Product: shisa family member 5
Biological process (GO): positive regulation of canonical NF-kappaB signal transduction
Cellular component (GO): endoplasmic reticulum
Source: RefSeq, a predicted model, not a curated record
GGAACCGGCCGGGGCGGGGCGAGGAAGCGGGUGGCCGCGCGGGUCGCUGAGGCUGCGGCUGUACCAGGACCCUGGUGCUUCCGUCCGUCUGUCCGUCCGUCCACCCGCCCAGCCAUGGCUGCUCCGACCCCCGCGCCACGGAUCCUGUUACUGGUGCUGUUGCUGCUACCGCCGCCUCCGGGUGCCCACGGUGAGGUGUGUACGGCUUCCCGUGGACGCAGCCUUUUCCCCGAGUUCUGUCCUGAUUUCUGCUGCGGCACCUGUUAUGACCAGUACUGCUGCUCUGACGUGCUGAAGAAAUUUGUGUGGAACGAGGAACGGUGUGCUGUUCCUGAGGCCAGUGGGCCCACCGACAUGGAGCCACUGGAGCAGCUGGGCUCGCCACUGAGGUUUCGCUCCGGCUUGGACAGCGACCCCAUGUCAGGGUUCGGGGCGACUGUAGCUGUUGGCCUGACCAUCUUUGUGCUCUCUGUUGUCACCAUUAUCAUCUGCUUCACCUGCUCCUGCUGCUGCUUGUACAAGAUGUGCCGCCGACCACGUCCGGUUGUGACCACCACCACGGCCACCACUGUGGUGCACGCCCCUUACCCGCAGCCCCCAAGUGUGCCACCCAGCUACCCUGGACCGACCUACCAGGGCUACCACCCCAUGCCCCCCCAGCCAGGGAUGCCUGCAGCACCAUACCCGACGCAGUACCCACCACCCUACCCAGCCCAGCCCAUGGGCCCUCCGGCCUACCAUGAGACGUUGGCUGGAGGUGCCGCCACACCCUACUCUGCCAGCCAGCCUCCUUACAACCCGGCUUACAUGGACCCCCCGAAGGCAGCCCCCUGAGCAUGCCCCUGCAUCUCUGACUGCCACUUGAUAUGUCAUGUGUGUGCAUGGGUAUGCAGGCAUGGUCCUUCUCUCCCCGUGCGUAGUGUGUGUGUGUCCUGUUUGUACACAAGGCUUCUUUUGAUGCCGACGAGGUGGGAAACAAUCCUUGCCAGAGUUGCUGGGACCAUGUUUUGUUCUCUUCCUCACUUGAAAUUAUGCUUCCUUGAAAUCUCAAGCAAAAUUCACAGAAUGGGGUGGGAGUUCUUUUCCAGACCACCCCAGGGAGUCCAGGUGGGGCUUGUCACACUAGAGUAGCACAGCUUUUUGUGGGCAAGAUGCACACGUGUUCUGGUUUUGGCAGAAUGGUUAGCCAUUGCUUGAGGCCAUAGCUUGUCCCCAGACUGUGGGGUACCCAUGGAAGAACCAGAGCCAUGAUGCAGGUGAGUGGAUGAGGCUGGGCACCUGGUUACAUUGGGUUUCCGUCCUUUUGGCAGAUAUUUCAUCGCUCCCUGGAGCCUGUGCCAUGCCCAGGGGAGGGUGGGCAGCGUCCCAAUAGCAAAACAACUCGGGCAGAGCUGCACCCACCCCUAAUUGUGUCUUCCCGGACUGCCCUGCCUCCUCCCUGGACCACCUGGAGGGCCACAUCCACCCACAGUUCUGGCUUCCCUUGCUGGCCCUGUUCCCCACCUCAGGUGGGCAAGGUGGCCUCAAUCCACUUACACACUCAGGUGUCCUUCCUGCAGUGAUUUUGUUUACUUUUAGCCAAACAUUUUGCCUGUUUUCUGUUUCAAAAUGUAUGUGAUAGUUGCUGUGAGGCUGAGAGCUCUGGGUCCUGGAGGGAAAUUGGCCCCCAGAGGAGAGGGGCCAUCUGAUCUCUGGUAGUCCCUGCUUCCCCUGACACCAGCCUCACGGAAUAUCCAGCUCCUGUACCCUAGUCAACACUUUGUCCUGGCAGUGGGGACACCUGGGCCAACAGGUGGUCUGGACCAAAGGUGGAGGGGGCCCUGGGUGGCUGCUCUCGCUCAGACACGAAUACCUCGGUGUCCCCUGUCCCACUGUUAACGUCUCAGCAGAUGUCUUAGCUUUGUACUUGUUGGCGUGUUUUUGAGAGUCUAGGGUCUGCACCUUUGUUUAUAAUAAAUGCAAACAUUUGGA